AUGUCGCAUAAGUUUGUAGCGUGUGAUGCUGCGAGAGAGCGUAAGAACAGAGCGUAUGCCUUCGCCAACCAACAAAUCCUCAAGUACGCCUUAGUGCAACAUGCCUGGUCAACACUCGAUAUUGAGGAUGAGUCGACUUGGGAGUACAUCAACAGUAUGGAGAUCAGCGAAUUGGAACGGAAGAAGUUCGAGGCGGAUGUGCUCACAAACAACGUUCAAUCAAAUAUUAAGUUCCUGAAAGCCGAAGAAAAUCCGCUGCCACUUGUCGUCAAACUUCGAGCAUUUCGUGGACGCGGCGACUUCAGCCAGCGUAACCAGCAAAGGAACAACAACUGGACACGUCAGAAUUUCGCUCAACAACAAAACUACGACCAUCAAGCUGACACUUUCCAAGCGCCCCAGAACUCCAUUUAUCCACUGCAGCAAUACUUUUCUGGACCACUCCAAACUGUUCCCCCGAUGGCAGUACCAAUCUCUUCCGCUCCUGUCGCUUAUGUGCCAGUCAAUCAUGGCUACAACAACACUUUCUCAGCAGCUCCCAUGCAAAACAGCUACUCCCAGAGCAACCAGCCAAAUGGUGGUUAUUAUCCAUCUCCAACCAAGUUACGAGACAGUGGAGUAUACACAAGCUUAACAUCGAAUGGAUUCCAAGGAAGUCAGAACAUCCAAUAUAUUCCAGCAUCUUAUCCGUUAGUUCUUUUUAUUUUUUCAAUAUAUAACAUAACUAUCCGUUUCAGGAGUGAUGUUCCAUUUCCUUCCGGUCCUUGUGGUUAUGCUCCAGUACCUCAUGGCAACACGGUCUCAACUUCUCACGGCUACUCACAGAGUAAUCAUCCAAAUUGUGGUUAUUAUCCAUCUCCAACCGAGUCACGAGAUACUGCAGUAUACACAAGCGCGUCAUCUUAUGGAUCCGAAAGAUGCCAGAGCGUCCAACAGGUUCUAGCCUAUUCUCCAAGUGAUGACCCAUACGCAUCAGUUUUUUCUCCAGAAGCGUCUCAAAUCCAUGAUUCAUCACCAAGUCGUUCUCUCCGUCAGGAUGCUUAUCGGAAAGUGCAAACGGCGAAUGCGAAGCCACUAAUUCAAACCACCAUCAAGGUUGAACCCAAUUAUGAAAGUAAUCUGCAAGUUGUUUCCGGACAACACGAGGAACCACAGUUGACCGUUGAAGAUGAUAAUGGCAACAAAGACACACCACAACAAGUGUCUAGUGACGUUGCUACUUCUUUAGUUGCACUUGAAAAACCGGCGGAGUUUAUGGAAUCGACUGAUUUUGAUACCGAAAAAAUCGAAAAGCAGGACACUUCAGAUGAGGCAACUGUGACAGUGGCAAAGCAACGUAAUUCAGAAUCUGUGCUUCCAACUGCACCCGAAUUUGCUAAGUUUGUGGAGGAAGUCAAACCACUGACCAUUGGAACUACUGUCGAAGAUAACAUUCAAACCACCACCGAGUUUGAUCUCGGAAAGGAGAGUCCGAUUGUAACUGAUGAUGUGUCUGGCGCAUCCAAUUCGGAUCUGAAUUGUGAGCUGUCAAAACUCGAUAAAUCAGUGCAGUCUAUGAAAACUACUAAUUUCGAUAAUGAAGAACUCAAAGAUCAGUUCACUUCUGACGAGGCAACUCUGACUUUGCUCCCACACGCACCCGAAUCAGCUAAAUUUGUGGAGGAGAUCAAACUACUUCCAAUCAUUAAAAUUCAUGCCGAAUGUGGCAUUCAAACCACUACCGAGCUUACAGUGGGGAUGAGCAAGAAAAUCAUUGUGCUACAACACGAGGAACCUCAAUCGGUCAUUGGCAUGAAAAAUGGCAAAAACGACCAAAAACUGCAAAUCAGCCAAGCAAAAGAUAUUGAUACUCGUCCCAAUGUAGCUGAGGAUAUGUCUGGCGCUUCGAAUUGUGAUACAAGUCCGGAGCACAAUCCCUCGAAACUCGAGAAACCAGUUAUGUCCACUCCAAUCAAACCUUCUGAUGUGGAAACUGAAGAACUCAAAGGGCACACUACUUCUGAUGAGGGAGCAACAGAGCCAAACAUUUCCGAACUAGUCAGAAAGUUGGCGGAUGAUGCAGAAUUCCCAGCACUCACUAGCAAAACUUUGUAUUCAGUUGUAAAGUGCUCAAAGGAUGCCGGUGUGCCAGUCGGAGAAAAUGACAAGCUUUCAAAGCCGCUGAUGUCUGAAGUCUUGCUUGCUGCUAUUGAGAAAGACAAGGGAACUGUCAAUUCCUGUUUGAAUGCUGUUCCGAUCGUUCAACAAUGUCCCAAUCAAAUGAAAAACAAGAACCUGACCGACACAGACGGUAUAGCGACAAAAUCCCAAAGCUCCAAAAGCCAUUCCAUAACAAGAAACCUGAGGCUACCAAAAACCACCUGCCAGCCAAGCAAAAACAGUAAGUUGAUCAAAAAUUGUAGAUUCAAACAUAUUGAAAUUUUGAGGGCCUCUACCUCGGAAUGGGAAACGGUCAAAGUUUCGUCUAAAGUCUCCAACAAUACAAAGAAGUUGGCAGUUCUAGCAGAACAACCACCAGUUGCCAAAGAUAGAAAGAAAAGUCCAUCGUCCAAAGAGCUGAAAGCGUCGACAAUUUCAACAACACUGAAAACCGAGCAAUCGGGAAAGGAAAAUCUUGCAGAGUCGAACACUGAUAAACCAGACCAGCCUGAAAAAUCCCAAACUUCGAAGUCCAGCCAAAAGAAGUCCAUGAGAAACAAAAAGAAGGUCCAAAAAGCCAAAGCUGCCAGACCCUCGGUCAUCGAAGAUUUCGACACUCUCCUGAAGCAGUUCAAGGAAGAGGAUAGAAAAUCAGCGGAGAAAAAAGGCGAGGUCCGUGAAGUGGUGUUCGAGAAGGCAAACGGCAACAAGAAGAAGAGGACGAUUCGUCAAUAUCAAGCAGAAAAAUGGAAAUAUGAAGCAGAAAAGGAGGAGGCUAAAAGGAAUGAUCAGGAGCUAUUAGACUCUGUCGAGAACGAACAAAAACAACUGGAUAUCUGUGUCAAUUUUGGUCUUCCUCUAUUUUUUGUAGAGCUAGAUAAUUGCGUAAAAAACCGCUCACCAAUGUUCAACUGGCCGGAAUGCCCAGUGAGGGACUUCUCUGAAAGCGACGAAACCACUCGGGACCGUGACGAGCUGGUGCUCAAAUUCAUCAACAUAAGAAUUUCGGAUCAGUUUACAACUUGUAUGCUGCAGGACUUGUUCUACAGUUUCCUCGGACGUCAUUACAAUUCCAACUUGGGUCCUAUCCUGGAGCCGUUGGCGAGAAUUCGCAUGGAGCGAGAAAUAACCCUUGCUGAUGAUUGGGAGCUGAUUGUCAGAAUGCUCAACAAACGAGAGCACAGAGCCGAGUGGAAUGAGUGCUACUUCUACUAUAUGAGAUCGACUGAUAAGACUCGAUUCUGA
This is a messenger RNA of Caenorhabditis briggsae, 3384 nucleotides long. The record is from RefSeq and is a predicted model, not a curated record. The coding region runs from base 1 to 3384 and encodes 1127 amino acids. NCBI's taxonomy places the organism in Eukaryota, Metazoa, Nematoda, Chromadorea, Rhabditida, Rhabditidae. The transcript is spliced from 8 exons.